Molecule: messenger RNA, 7405 nt
Organism: Styela clava
Lineage: Eukaryota; Metazoa; Chordata; Ascidiacea; Stolidobranchia; Styelidae
Source: RefSeq, a predicted model, not a curated record
AAGGUUCGUCGGCGACUCGUGGUUUGGGAAUCUGCGAUUUACAGCUUUACUGAAAAGUUCGCAGAGGGAGCAGGGUACUGGUACAGAUAUUACGGAGUAUUCCUGAAAUUGGUAAUAAGUACCGCAGACAUAAAAUACUGCAAGUUGUAGUGGAGCAUACAGAAGUUUUGUUCAAAUACGUGCUAAAAUUGCAUGUCUGUUUGAAAGCUUAAAUUUCGCUGCACGCGUGUCGGCGUCUGAGCGUGCUGUGCUAUCAAACAAAGCUUGGCGCCAUUUUGUUGAGUGCCGAUUUGAUCAGGUUUAUAUUGGAAGACCACAUCAACCUGACAAGAAAGGGAUCUACAUUUGGAAUCUCUAUUGAUGGGAAACUCGGGGAAUUGGAUUUAUUCUGGGAUCUUCUUAUUUUAGCUGAUUUUGUCUAGCAAUACAAAGAUUGAGACACCAGUUGCGAAGAAAUGGACAAAUCGAAAAAAUCUGCGGCUUCUGCUGCAGCAGUUCCAGGAAAAAAGAAAGUAAUACGUCGGGUGGUAAAGAAUGCAAAAACCGGCGAAAUUAUCAAAACAGAAAUUGUUCGAAUCGACAGUUCAGGAGAACAGACAGUAACAUCAUAUCCAGCUGGAACACCUAUACCGAGCUUGAGCAGUCUACAGUCGCAAGGAUCUGGCCAGGCAAAGAAAUCGUCUAGUAGGAAGCCUUCUAGUGAAAUGAAGUCUGGAUCUCCUUCAAGAAGGACAAGUCGUGAAGAGAAUAUUGCACCUGAAGAUUCAAAGGCAUCCCAACAGACAUCACCACCUGAACAGAAAAAACAUUCCAAAGCUUAUGAAGACAUAAAUAGCAGAGAUAGAGGAGAUAUAGGACCAAGUGUUCCAGCCAAUGUUCCCGGUCUUGAAGAUUUGAUAAAGAAGGAAGAAGAAUUAAGAAGACUGAAUGAAUCAGCAUUAGAUAAACAUGAAAAACCAAAGGACGGUGAAGAGAGCCUUGAAACUGCUUUAAUUACUAUGAUGAAGCGCAAGAGGCAGCAAAGAAAUCCAAACAAAGCAAAGCGAGGAUUGGUUGCGAGUACGAAGCCAAGAAGACACAGUGACGAUGAGAUUGAUAAAGCGUUAGAUGAUGCGUACGAUGGUGACACAGAUUAUCGAGGCAUGCCUGGGUCCAAACGUGAUGAGGAAGAUGAAGAAGCAGAAAGAAAACGUAAAGAAAGACACAGACGUAGAAGGGAGAAGAAACAUAGAGAGAGAGCACAGGCGCCUGACCAUGCAGAUGUUGAAGAGUACCAAGGAGAAACAGGACCAUUGGAUAUGCCUGAUAUUGAAUCAUUUCGUAAACGAAACGAUGAUGAAACGCCUAUGGAGGUCGCUGAAGGUGACACUCAACCACUGCAAGAGGGUGAUGAGGAGCAACAAAUUUCUAAGCAAUUGGAAGAAACUUCUAUAAAGCAAGACGAUGACGACACUCAGCCCAAUGAUGAUAAAAACAAGAGCGAAGACAGUGGUUCUGAUGAUGAUAAAAGAAAGAAGAAGAAGAAACACAAGCAUAAAAAGAAGAAAAAGAAAACUAAAAAGACAAAGGAUGAUAAGAAAAGUGAGAGUGAGAAAGAGGGAGAUAAAGAAGAAAGAAAAAGAAAAUCGAGGAGCAGAUCUCGAAGCUUGUCGUCACUUUCUUUAUCAUCAAUCUCUUCAGCAUUUAGUGAUAGUUUUGAUUUUGCUGGGAUGGAUUAUGAUCCUUCAGAAGAAGGUGGUUUCGAUAUGGCAAUGAUGGAAUAUCAACAAAUCAGAGCUCAACAAAUGGGAUUUAUGGCACCUGGCCCUUUCUUUUUUAGAGGAAGAGGGGGUCGGGGUUUCCCCCGCAGUAGGGGAUUUCCUCCAGGAGCAUGGAGAGGACGUGGAGCGCCACCACCUGGAUUUUUCCCAUUCUUUCCUGGUGACCCCAACUUUGUUCAAUUCCCUGGUAUGCCUGGGGAAAAAGGUGGGGAUUCAACUCGUGGUCGGGGUCAGCCUGUAAACCUGGGUCCUUGGAAAGGCAGGGGGCUUCGGGGUAGAGGUAUUCCCCCUGGAUUUCACCGAAACUACACAGAAGAUGAUAAAGGCGAUGCGGUGUAUGUUGAAGAGAGCGGUAGUUCAUCGAGUUCUGAUGGUGGCAAGAAAAAAAAGAAGAAGAAACAUAGAAAGAGGAGUUAUUCUUCGAGGUCAUACUCGUCCAGUGGUUCUUCUCGGUCGCGCUCAAGAUCAAGACGUCGUCACAGGAGGCGCCAUAGAUCUAGUUCGUACUCUACUCGUUCUUCCAGAUCGUAUUCUCGAUCAUCAUACUCAUCCAGGUCAAGAUCUCGCUCGUAUUCUCGGUCAUAUUCGUCUUAUUCAAGAAGUUCAUCCAGGUCAAGAUCUAGAAGUUCAAGAAGAUCAAAAUCUGGUUCACGCAGAAGGGAAGGUUCGACACAGCCAUGGGGAUAUGACGAUGGAAGGGCAAGUCCGUCCUACAGAGCUUACGACGAAGAUGGUUUUAAACCUCCAGUUCGUGAUAAGCAUUCUGAUGAUGAAGAAGUGCCGUGGUGGGCGGAGUUCGAUAAAACUUAUGAAGUCGAAAAAAAGAAAUUAGAAGAAGAAAAAAGACAAUUGGAGGAAGAAGAGAAAGCUUUUGAGAAGGGAUCAACUAGUGCUGAACCAGAGCCGCCAUCCAUCGUGUCGACAGAUGAAAUCGACGUCGUUCGUUGUUUGAUGAAUCUUGUUGAUAAAGCAAGAUCACAACAAGAUGAAUGUCUGGAAACAGCAAGAGAAUGUCUAAAUGAUAUUGUAGUCAAGGUAUCUACAGCACCAGUCCAAGCAACACAACUACAUGAAGAAAUUGAAGAUCCGUUUGACAAAGUUAUACAAGACUGUGUUGAUUCCAUUCUGGAUAAAAUUACUCCUAACGAUCCACAAACUGCUUCAAGACUUUGUCUGAAGGAAAUCAUUGAUACAGUGGUUGAACAAGAGGAAGAAGAUAAAGCAAAUGAGGAAGCGAACGAAAUGGAGAAAGAAAUCACAGAGAGUGAACAGUCAAGAUUAUUCCAAUGCUACCUUCGAGCUCAGAAACUCACUGAACAAAUCAAGGCUGAACGUAGAGCCAAAGGUCUCGUUGAUGAGAUGGGAGAAGAUAAAACUCAGAACGAUGAUAAGCAGAAGACUGAUGAUCGAAAGAGGGAUAGAAGGGGUCAUAGGUCACGGCAUAGAAGGAGAAGUCGAAGCAGGAGUCGCGAUAGGGGUAGACGCCGGAGAAGACGUAGUUCAAGUGGCAGCCGAAGCAGGUCUUCUUCACGUUCAAGCGAUCGUGCAAUUCCUCUUGUGUCGAAAGAAAGUUUGAAACAAGCCCAGGCUGUGCUUAUGAUGCAACAACAGCAGUUACAAGUUGCUGGAUUGCUCGGAACGGGAAUGCCCAAUCUGGCAGGUUUAACACAGGCAGCAGCGUUGGCAGCAGGUAUUACACCUGCAUUGCUUGCUCAAACUGCUGCAAAAAAUAAAAACUUGAACAUAACUGUACCUGAUGAUGGAAACGAAAUCAAAGAUGAAUCCAAGUUCACGAAAUGGGAUAAAGAUAAGGAUGCAAUGUCAAAAACCAAAAGUAAAGAUGAUCUGACUCGAAAACUGAUGCAAAGAAUGAGAGAGAAAAAAUUAAAACAAGAAGAUGGAGACAUGUCACCUACGUUUCAAGCAAGAAACAAAGACAAGAAUGCUGAUGUGACGGCAGAUAAAGUAUUCGUGGGACCUGGAAGUUUGAAGAGUCGAAAAAUUGCUAUUUCAUCAACUUUUGGUAAAUUAUGGAGUAAAGUGGAAGGUUCUCCGAAGCAAGACGAAGACGGUCAAGAUGGUGGCAGGGUUGGAUAUAACAAAAGUGACAUCGUAGCUGCUUCUGCUGAUAUAAGAGAUCAAUUGCAGAAUGCUGAACAACUCAAAGCCGAAGAGCAAGAGAAGAAACUUGCGGCAUGGUCAGACCAACAAGCCAGGUUGAAAGAAGAAGCAAAAAGAGAAAUGAGAGAACAAAUUGAAAGAGCUGAACGUGCAAAAAAAGAAAAAAUGAAGGAAGAAAUUUUGGAACAGGAAAGGCAAAAUGAGAUUAUGAGAAUAAGAGAAGAGGUUCGUAAUCAGAUCCGCAAAGAAAUACAAGAAGAAAUUGAGAAACAACGGAAAACCGUUUUAGAGGAUCCAACAGUACGAGAAAAACUGCUCGAGCUUGAAGCAUUACGAAGCCAAUCAGGAUUAAUCGCAAACGAAGGAGUCGCGGCUGCAACAUCUAGCGUCGCAGCAGGUGAUAUUUCAUCUUCGGUCACCCCCACCAUGGCAACGGGCCACAUGGGGGCGCAACAACAACAAAUGACUCAUCCAGGAAUGCAGCAAAUGAGAGAUCAACGAUGGUAUCAACAACAAGUAAAAAACAAACAGGACAUGCAGAAAUGGAUGGAAAGCCACGGAUACUUUGAAACAGAAAUGGAUGAAUCGACCAUGAAACGAAUGCAGAUGACAUACAUGCAAAACUGGAAUCCUGCACAGAAGUCUGGUUAUAUGCAGUGGUAUUGGCAGAACAAACAACAAGUACCUGCGUCCAUGUAUUACCAACAGCAGACACCUCAUUCUAUGAUGCAAAGACAGGUUUCUGCUUCUCAGGUAGGUGCAUCAAGUAGCAUUCCACCACUAAUGGGUUCAGAAUAUCAAGGACGAGAUUCAACUUUCACUCAUGCUCCUUCACAACAGUCUGCACUUCAGGAAGCACCAAUGCAGGACUCAACCAUGCUCACAGAAUCAUUCCGACAAGGUGUGAUGGCUCCUAGAGCAGGAGGUCAGGGCAUACCACCCCAUGGUAGGCUUCCACACGGACAGGGGAUGCAGCAACCGGACCCAACUAUGCCAUUCAGAGGUGGUCCAGGUGGCCCGCGACCUACCAGACCUCAGCCAGGUCUCAUGAAAGGUGGACCGAUACCUUCACUCAUGGAUAGACAUAUCCGACCAACCCGAGAAUAUGGUCAGCCACCGCCAAGUCAACCCAACCAGCAAUUUCGAGAUGUUGAACACCAGACAUAUGAUUAUAAUCAUGAAAGAAGACCUGGACCGACACCUCAAGAUAGAUUCCAUUGGCAAAGAGACCAACCACAGCCAUCACAACCGGAUCAGCAACAGCCAGCGGGAGUUGGUUUGCAACAACAACAACAAAAUGAACAACAACAGCAAAUUCAGUCUGUACUACAAUCUCACCAUCCAAAACAGCAGCAACUAUUGCAAGGACCUCCUGGUCAAGGAAGACAGAUUCCUUCAACAAAUCAACCUCUGCAUCAAUAUCCUCCUCCUGGUAUGGAAGAACAACCAAAAGAUGGUUUCAAUCAGCAAAGACAAGUUCAGGAACAGCCUCCCCCUCCAGGAGAGGUUGUAGACAUGGCUGCCCAACCUCAAAUCAUGCGUCCACCAUCAGCUGUUGAUGAUCUAGCACCACCUGGUGAGGAAGGACAUGUUGUAACCGUUCCUCCCAGUACUAAUACUGCACAACAGGAAGAUGACAGCCCUAGUAAGUUAAGAAAGAAAAAGAAGCAGAAAAAACAUAGGAAACAUAAGAAGAAAAAAUAUUCAAGUUCAGAAGAUGAAGCCGAUGAUAAAACACUAGAUCCUGAAGCAGAGAAAGCAGCUAUAUUGGCUCAACUUCAGCAUCUCAAAGAUGUGGAGGACGGUGAAAUUGCCAGUGGUGAUGAAGGAACAUCCGCAGUUGCUGUGCAAGAUGAUAAAGAAACAAAGAAGAGAAAGAAACAUAAAAAAGAGAAAAGGAGGCAUCGGAAGAAAAAGGAAGAUAGCAGUGAUGAAGAAAUGAAUAAAACACCGCAGCAUCAUGCCCCAACUCAAAACCUGCCACCUCCACCUGUUCCUCCGAUGGGUUUCUUCCCCCCGAUGCAGGGAGCAGUAGGUGGAAUGCCAAGACCAUCAUUCGAUCCCAAUCAACCGAACUUUCCAGGAGUCGCGGCUUCCAAUGAACAACGGCCCCCUGUUAUGGACUAUCCACCUCAUUCUGGGGCACCUCCGUACAACCCAGGAAUGCAAGAACGGGGUCCACCAUUCCCAAGGGAAAACCCACAAUUCAUGACACAAGGGCGUGAAAGACCGGGUUACCCUCCACAUCACCCACGAGAUCAUAGAGGAUCCGGUGACCCCCAACACAUGAUGAACAACCCCCAGCAGCAUAAACCCUCGAUGGGACCCAGUGGGGACCAUAACCCUCCCCCACAUAGAAAACGAACCCCCUCACCUUUGCCUUUAGUUAUUCCCACUGACCCACAAGAGUUUGAAUUGUGGCAAAAGAAAAUGGAGGCGAGAUAUAAUGACAAGGAAGAAGGGCGGGAAAAAGGUCCACCCAAAGUAGAUCAGGAACUUCUUGAUAAUAUUGCUACAAUUCGAAGGAGACAAGGGGAUGGUAGAGAUCCUCAUAACAACGAAGAUGUCAUGAUGAUGAUGCGUAUGAUUGAUGAAGAGCAACGACGUUCAAGACCUUCUCCUGCAUCUCAUGAUAGACCAAUACAAGAAGGAAGAAAACGACAUCAUGGUCACAUGUCUCGUGGCAGGAAACGUUCACGUCGUCAGUUACCAAGAAAAAAUUACCAUGAUUGGGAUAAACCAGAGGAUGAUGGAAUGAUUUAUUGCAUGAGUGGGAGUGAUAGCUCAGGAUGGGGUCAGAUACCAACAUGGAUUUUGAUCGAAUGCUGGCAAAGAAGAGAAGGGAGACUGGACAUGAUGCUAGAGAUAAUGCAUCUCGUCCACAACGAUCGCCACCUCGUCAGUCAUCUCACAUGGAAAUGGAAAUGAGACGAAAUCGGUCGCCUGGUCACAUGAUGCAAUGGGAUAGACGAGAUCACCCACCAAGAAACGAAGACAUGCUUCAGGGUGGAGAAAAGCCACAAGGAAUUCCUGUAAUAGGGGGAGGACCUCGACCUAUACCAACCAAUGUGACAUCAGGUCGACCGACGCCCCCUCGCCGCCACCCCGAUAUGGGCCAAUCACAAGGUGGAAUGGACUACCUCCCACCAGAUAUUAUUAAACUGCCACCACAUCAGUACCCACCAUCUGGUUAUCCCCCAGAUCCCCAUUUAAUGGGUCAAAGAAGAGACCCAGGUGUGCCUCUGGGUAUGCACCCAACAGGUCACCCCAUUCCAAGAUUAGGGGGCCAAGGAGCACCAUCAAUGCCCCCGAUGAUGUUGAACCAACCUAUGCAUCAACCACCGCAAGGUCAUAUGAAUCAUAUGGGUUAUAGGCCCAGAUAUUAAAUUGUCUUCUUAAGUUCACUGCAAAAAAAUAGAUUUGUCAUUUGCUUUACCUUUUUGUUUUUCCCUAUUUUUUUUUUCUCUACUAAGGCCAGACAAGGCUGGCAUGUUACAAUAUCAUGAUGGACAGUGUCCAUAAAA